AUGAAUACAAGCAAUGAUAUUUUAAAUAAUUUGCCAUUAUCUGAAUUACAUUAUAAUGUUAAUCAACUUUAUACUUGUCAAUCGUCCACUUCUGAACAAUUAUUAAAACCACUCCAAGAGCAAAAUGAAAUUGGUACAUCUCAAGAAAUUGAUGAUAGUCAAAAUAACUCAUCCGAUGAAGAAAAUUUUCAAUCCAAUCAACCUAAGAAAGAUGCCGAGGGAUGGAUGUGUGCUGGAAUUCUCUUUGAAACUAUUGAUAAUCCUUUCAUAAUUGAUAUGCUCAAAACUUUAAAUACUAAAUAUAAUUCUCUUUCAUGA
Molecule: messenger RNA, 318 nt
Organism: Dentiscutata erythropus
Lineage: Eukaryota; Fungi; Glomeromycota; Glomeromycetes; Diversisporales; Gigasporaceae
Source: the annotation of a GenBank genome assembly